GAGGGAAAACACCCCGGACCACAGCAGAUCGGCUGCGCGGCUUCAACAGUGUGAUCGCUGCCGGGCAGCCUGCCCUUACACUGAGCGGGAGGAGGGCAUGGCACGGAAAGCGCGAACGGGGGUCACAGUCAAGAUCUCCAGCCAUCAGGCGAGAGGAGAGCUGCUCCCUCAGCGCGUCUGAGGCGCUCAGCAUCGCUCCAGCGAGCAAGAUGCGUCAACAGUCUUGAAGAUUGCUGUGAAUGCUGGAUGGCAGGUGGGAAUCGGAUUCCGGGUGCGCGAAGGGGAGCAGCUGUGGCGCAAAGUGUCGCGGGCGGGGGCUUUCUGAAUCCAACAGUUCCUCUUGAGAACUUCGCAAUAUGGAGACGCGGACUGAUGGAGGAGCGCCCAGUGUGAAUGAAGUAUCUGCUGCAGUGGCUGUGGGGUCUUCACACAGCAGUGGGACUAAGAACCGACAACUAGCUCACUGAAAUGUUUCGUUAUGUCUAUGAUUUGCUCCUGAGUGAUCAGUAAUGAUAUACAGUGGAACAAAACCGCACAUGAGGCGAGCAGGGGAAAUCUAUACAUAAUCUCCACCAGACACUGGAGACCCCUAACUGGACUGAGACCUCCUCCGCAACAGGACUCAACCUUCAAAGAGGGAGAAGAUGCCUUUUCACCAUGUGAGAGCAGGGUUGCUGUACACAGACAACUACCUGACCCACUCUCUCUCUGAAAUCAGUGAGGAGCAGCUAGCCAGCAUCUCCACUGAAGAGCUUGCUGAGAUCCGUGAGGCGUUCCGGGUACUGGACAGAGAUGGGAACGGUUUCAUUUCCAAGCAGGAGUUGGGCAUGGCCAUGCGCUCACUGGGCUACAUGCCCAGUGAGGUGGAGCUGGCCAUCAUUAUGCAGAGGCUGGACAUGGACGGUGAUGGACAGGUGGACUUUGAUGAGUUCAUGACAAUAUUGGGACCUAAGCUCAUCUCAAACGAGACCAGAGAAGGCUUUCUGGGCAGCACUAUAGACAACAUCUUCUGGCAGUUUGACAUGCAGCAGAUGUCUCUGGAGGAGCUGAAACAAGUCCUCUUCCAUGCUUUUCGGGACCAUCUAACCAUGAAGGACAUUGAAAAUAUCAUUGUGAAUGAAGAGGAAAGCCUAAAGGAGAACUCAGGAAACUGCCAGACUGAAUUUGAGGGAGUGCAUUCUAAAAAGAAGAAUCGGCAGACAUGUGUCCGCAAGAGCCUCAUCUGCGCUUUUGCGAUGGCCUUCAUUAUCAGCGUCAUGCUAAUUGCAGCUAAUCAGAUGUUGCGUAAUGGCAUGGAGUAGCCCCACCCACUGUGAACUUUGAGUACUCUUACCUGAGCUCCAUUUAACCUUCAUAUGGCAAACAACAUCUAGCCACAUACAAGGCAAACUGCAAAGAAAUAUAUUGAUACCCAUUUGCAAUCAGGCUUGAAGAAGUCUUUGGAUUUAACUGUGUGGUAAAACUCUUAAGACUUCUUUGCAUCCAGGUUUCAAGCAUGGAUGAAAUACCACUUUUUCAGCUCUACUGGAGCCACUACUUGGAUGUAACAAAAGACCCACACUGACAACCUAAUGAAACUACACUAAGAGGUGUUUACCCUCCCUUUAUCUCUCUGCCAGAGAGACACAAGGGCUCUUCCCUGGUGUCCCUUUAAUGCAAUAAGACCCAGGGUCCCUUUACCUGCAUUUGUGUGUUCAUUUGUCUCCACAAGCUGUGAAAGCAAAGACAUCUGUCCGGAUGAUAUCAGACUCCACACCAUCUGAGCUACGACUAAUGAGGAGGAGACUGAUUGCCAGCGGAUACCCACGAACAUCUCCCAUUGAAUUAAAUUCAUUUUCUGUUCACGCACGCGCAUGCUUGUGUAUUUUGUCCUUAUUGAAUGGAAGCGAGAAUAAACUUAGAGAGGAGUCACAUAACCUGUAUCAAAGCACACUGAAUAACAAAUGGGCAUUUUGUUUAACAUUUGAAGGCUUCGUGAAUGUAUAGUAACAAUUCUGACAUAUUUGGACAUCAACAAAGUUAUUUUCAUUUCAGCAGUCCACAGCAGUGUACUAGAGUUGAAAUAACCAUCAAAUAAUGAAUAUGAGCUCAAAGUGCAGGCAUGCCAUUUUAAUUUGUGGAUCUCAGGUGAACAGUGUAGAUAUCAGGUAAACAGUGUAGGAAUCACAACCAUUGUCAUACAUAAUCUCACCUUUAGGGGCUCAAAAUAAUUAGAUGAUUGGCUAAGAUGUUCUAUAGCCAGGUGUGUGUUGUUCACUUACAAGUAAGCAGAUAAAAUGUUUUAAAGUGAUUUUAAUUGUGGCAUUUGCAUUUGGAAUCUGUUGCUGCUAACUCUUAAUGAGAAGUCCAAUGAGCUGUAAAUUAAGCAAGCCAUUUUGAGGGUGUAAAUAAAAAAAAAAACAUCAGAGAGAUAGCUGUGGUGGAUGACACAAGAAUUCUUUCACUGGUAAAGAAGAAU
Molecule: messenger RNA, 2458 nt
Organism: Pygocentrus nattereri (red-bellied piranha)
Lineage: Eukaryota; Metazoa; Chordata; Actinopteri; Characiformes; Serrasalmidae
Gene: caln2
Product: calneuron 2
Exons: 6
Coding region: 645-1301 (218 amino acids)
Molecular function (GO): calcium ion binding
Source: RefSeq, a predicted model, not a curated record